Molecule: messenger RNA, 2986 nt
Organism: Purpureocillium takamizusanense
Lineage: Eukaryota; Fungi; Ascomycota; Sordariomycetes; Hypocreales; Ophiocordycipitaceae
Product: Glutamate carboxypeptidase II
Exons: 4
Coding region: 343-2736 (797 amino acids)
Molecular function (GO): carboxypeptidase activity
Source: RefSeq, a predicted model, not a curated record
ACACACACACACACACAAUGUCCCUCAUAAGCUGCGGCUUUCUCGCAUAACUCCAAUGCCGCGGCUGCCAACCGGUGCAACAACCUGAGCAACAAGGACAACAUCAACGACCCAGGGUUUUCACUCCGUCGCCCAACCAUGGGCAAGCUGUAAGUUACAAGUGACAUCAGUUGGGCAGCCAGCCACACCAAAGCGUCACGCAGUCACACACGAUCCCGUGGCAAAUCACCUGAGGCGACGCGCGCUCUCAGCCGCGUCCACGCACCGUCCGACGCCAACCCAUCGACUCUCUCCGCUCACGCUGACCCUGGCCUGCGCAGCCUCUCCUCCAAGCCAGAGAAAAUGGCCAACGAGUCGACGCCCCUCAUCCAGACCGUCCGCGUAGGCCCUCCGCGGAGGAGAUACCCGCACCAGACGUGCCGCCGCUUCUGCACCCUCGCCUGCACAUGCGUCCUCAUCUUUGGCUUCAUCAGCUUCGCUCUCCACGCCUUCCUCCUCUGGCCCUACCAUUAUCAUCACGGGCAUCACAGCCACCACGCCUUAUCCAGGCACGACGGCAAAUCGCUGUCCCAUGAGAAGCUCAAGUCCAUCUUGCUCGAUACGCCUUCGGCCAAGCACGCCAGGGAAUGGAGCAAGUACUACACAUCGGGACCCCACCUGGCCGGACAGAACUUGUCACAGGCCGAAUGGACCAGGGACAAAUGGCAGGGCUGGGGCGUCAACUCCGAGGUCGUUGCCUAUGACGUCUACAUCAACUACCCCGUUGACCACAGCCUGUCAUUGCUAUCCAGGUCUGGAAAGGCAAAGUCCUGGACCGUUGACUUCGAGGCCUCCCUGACCGAGGACGUGCUGGAGGAAGACCCAACGACGGCACUCGACGACCGAGUGCCCACCUUCCACGGCUAUUCCGCGAGCGGGAACGUGACCGCACCCUUCGUCUACGUCAACUACGGUACCUACCGUGAUUUCGAGGACCUGGUCGAGGCCGGCAUCGACCUCAAGGGCAAGAUUGCCAUCGCCAAAUAUGGCGGCGUCUUUCGGGGCCUCAAAGUGAAGCGAGCGCAAGAGCUCGGCAUGGUCGGCACCCUAAUCUACAGCGACCCCGGCGACGACGGCAAGUACACGGAAGAGAAAGGCUACAAGCCGUAUCCAGAGGGCCCUGCUCGAAACCCAAGCAGCGUGCAGCGCGGUAGCGUGCAGUUUCUCAGCGUGCGCCCAGGUGACCCCUCAACACCUGGUUAUCCGUCCAAGCCGGGUGCUCCCCGGGCACCGGUGCACGACUCCACUCCCUCUAUCCCCUCCAUCCCCAUUUCAUACGCCGAUGCAGUCCCUAUCCUUAAGGCCCUCAAUGGCCACGGCCCCAACGCAACCAAGUUCAACAAGUAUUGGAACCGAAACCUCGGUCUCUCCCACAAGGGCGUCGAGUACAACGUCGGACCGUCGCCAGACAAUGUCGUGCUCAACCUGUACAACGAGCAGGAGUACACCACAACCCCCCUUUGGGAUGUCAUCGGCGUUGUGAAUGGCACCAUCCCCAAUGAGGUCAUCGUGGUCGGAAACCACCGAGACGCUUGGAUUGCCGGCGGGGCGGCCGAUCCCAACAGCGGCUCCGCCAUCCUCAACGAGGUGAUCCGCAGCGUGGGCAAGGCCGUCGACGCGGGCUGGAAACCCCUCCGCACCAUCGUCUUUGGCAGCUGGGACGGCGAAGAGUACGGCCUGGUCGGAAGCACCGAGUGGGUAGAGGAGUUCUUGCCGUGGAUCACGGAUGCCAACGUGGCCUACAUCAACGUGGACGUCGGCGCGUCGGGCCCCAGGUUCCACGCUGCGUCUGCCCCCCUGCUCAAUAAGGUCCUUCGCGAGGCCACCAAGAUGGUUCCCUCCCCCAACCAGACCACCGAGGGCCAGACCGUCGGAGACGUGUGGGACGGCAAGAUCAGCACCAUGGGCAGCGGCAGUGACUUCACGGCCUUCCAAGACUUUGCCGGCGUCCCCUGCAUCGACAUGGGCUUCAAGCAGGCCCCCGAUAGCCCCGUCUACCAGUACCACAGCAACUAUGACAGCUUCUAUUGGAUGGAACAGUACGGCGACCCGGGCUUCAAGUAUCACGAGGCCAUGGCGCGAGUCCUCGGCGUUCUGCUGGCCGAGCUGUCCAACACCAUCGUCAUUCCCUUCGGCGCCACCGAAUACGCCGACGCCCUCGACGGCUACCUCGAUCAGGUCGAGGAGCGCCUCCACGGGACCGCCGCCGCGGCGCAUGAGCCCGCCACGUCCGACGCCGACCUCUUCGCGCUGCGCGGCGCGCUAAUCCCCACCGGCAGGGAGGCGACGGGCAGCUCCGACGCCUUCGAGGAGAGCCUCCGUACGGUCCGCCGCUCGCUCGCCGCGCUGCGUGUCCGCGCCGCCGAGCUCGACGAUCGCGCCGCCUGGGCCAACCGCAAGCUCGACCGCGGCGUCCCCUGGUGGAACAUUGUCGGCAAGAUCAAACUCUGGCUCACCAUCGCAAAGGUCAACGCCCAGUACAAGUUCUUGGAGCGCCAGUUCCUCUUCGAGGGCGGCCUCGACAGCCGCAGCUGGUUCAAGCACGUCGUCUUUGCGCCCGGCCUGUGGACCGGCUAUGCUGGAGCCGUGUAUCCCGGUCUGAUGGAGAGCAUCGACGCCAAGGACUACAACAAUGGCCUCAAAUGGGCCGGCAUCAUCGACCGCUGCGUCGUCAAGGCUUCUGAGAGCAUCAAGUAGCUCUGCCGAAGGAAAUAUAUCUGUUUGUGAGCCGGUCAAUGUAGAAUGGUGCCCAAUCAGGGCAGUCAGUAGUGCUUUGCAUCAAUCGCAUCUUGGGCCCGCCGAGAAAGCGCGUUUUGGCUAAUUGAUAAUUGAUCAAAGAUCAAGAUCAAGACAUUAUGUUUCAUUCUCUUUGCUGAAAAGUAGCAUCGUCUAAACAUGUCGUCUACCCAAGCAGAACCAUCAGUGACCCGAGACGCCCCAACGCCCU